GGAAGGCUGUUUUUGCCAUGAUGACUAUGAAACUAACUGCAGUUCUGUUGCUGCUUCAGCUGAAUAGUUACUUUGGUUUGGGGAGCUGUGGGAAGGUGCUGGUGUGGCCAAUGGAAUAUAGUCAUUGGAUCAAUAUGAAAACAAUACUGGAUGUACUUGUCCAAAAUGGUCAUGAGGUGAUUGUUUUGAGGUCUUCAAUUUCUAUGUCAAUUAAUGUGGAGAAGGGAUCGUCUAUUAAAUUUGAAGAUUAUCCUACAUCAGUAACUCAAAGUGACUGGGAUCAUAUUUUCACAGAAACACUUGAAAAAGCUAUCUAUGAUCUACCAAAAGAAUCAUCUUGGAGGUAUUUUUCAGCACUGCAAGAUCUUAUGUGGAAAGAAACUGAGUUCAUGAGAUCACUAUGUAAAGAUAUAGUUCUGAACAAGGAACUUAUAUCAAAACUACAAAAAUCAAGGUUUGAUGUUAUUCUGGCAGAUUCCUUCAUGCCUGGGAGUGAGGUGAUUGCAGAGAUUCUGAAUGUCCCUUUUGUGUACACCCACCGACUCUUUCCUGGAUACACAUAUGAAAAGUACAUUGGAGCACUUUCAGUUCCUCCUUCCUAUGUGCCUGUUGCUCUAUCAGAGUUAAGUGAUCAAAUGACAUUUAUGCAGAGGGUGAAAAAUAUGAUGUAUGUGCUUUAUUUUGACUUUUGGUUUCAAGGAUUUAUUGAGAAGAACUGGAAUCAGCUAUACAGUGAAGUAUUAGGAAGACCGACUACUUUAUUUGAGAUGAUGGGGAAAGCAGAUAUAUGGCUUAUUCGAACUUACUGGGAUUUGGAAUUUCCUCGCCCAUCCUUACCUAAUUUUGAUUUUAUUGGGGGACUCCACUGCAAACCUGCCAAGCCUCUGCCUCAGGAAAUGGAAGACUUUGUGCAGAGCUCGGGAGACCAUGGAGUUGUGUUGUUUUCUCUAGGGUCGAUGGUCAUGAACAUGACAGAAGAAAGAGCCAAUGUGGUUGCAUCAGCUCUUGCUCAGAUUCCACAAAAGGUUAUAUGGAGAUUUGAAAGCAAGAAACCAGCCACUCUAGGACCUAACACUCAACUGCACAAAUGGAUCCCUCAGAAUGACCUUCUUGGUCACCCCAAAAUGAAAGCUUUUAUAACUCAUGGUGGAACGAAUGGCAUCUACGAAGCAAUCUACCAUGGGAUCCCUAUGGUGGGCAUUCCUCUGUUUUGGGACCAAGGUGAUAAUAUUGUCCACAUGGAAGCCAAGGGAGCAGCUGUUAAACUGGAGUUCAUCACAAUGUCAAGUGCAGAUUUGGUCAAUGCAGUGAACACAGUGAUUAAUGAUCCUUCCUAUAAAGAGAAUGCCAUGAGGUUAUCAAGAAUUCAGCAUGACCAGCCAGUGAAGCCCUUGGACAGAGCAGUCUUCUGGAUCGAGUUUGUCAUGCGCCACAAGGGGGCCAAGCACCUGCGGGUUGCAGCCCACGACCUCUCCUGGGUCCAGUACCACUCUUUGGAUGUGAUUGGGUUUCUGCUGGCCUGUGUGGCUACUGUGAUAUUCCUCCUCACAAAAUGUUGUCAAUUUUGUUGUCAUAAGUUUGCUAAAACUGGAAAGCAGAAAAAAAGGGAGUAGUUGUGUCCUCAUCUGAAGUUGGGUGUCCUGAUAGGUAGACAUUCUCCAGUUUAUUCCAGAAAAAAAGUUCUUAGGGUGCCAGAUUCCCUCCUCCUGUGACAAAUUCAUAAAUUACUUCUCCAAGUCAAAUUUUAUUUCCAAGGGCUAUAACCCCUGCUUAUGAAUUAGAAAUAUUUCAUUUUAUAAGAUGUACAAAUUAAGGCAACACUGAGAUUCUAUCUCACCCAGAAAGAAUGGCUAUCAUCAAGGAAUCAACCAAAAACAAAUUCGGUCAAGGCCAUGUGGAAAAAAGUAACAUGGUCUACUCUUGGUGCCAUUGGAGACUAGUACAACCACUGUGGAAAUCAGUGUGAGGAUUCAUCAAAACUAGCACUAGCGGUUCCAUUUGACCAAGCUAUCCCUGUUCCAAGUGUUUUCCCAGAAGAACUGAAAGCAUCAUUCCACAGCAAUACAUAUGCACCUGUGUAUCUGAGCAACUAAUUUGAAUUUUUAUCAGCAUAAUUUGUUAUAGAUAAAUGUUAGAAACAACUGCAAUGAACAUCAAUUAUGGAAUGAAUGAAAAAUGUGAUUUUUUACAUAAUGGAGUACUACACAGCCAUAAAAAGGACAACCUUGAGCUAAUUAUACGUAAAUGGAUACCACUAGAGACCAUAUUCAUAAGUGAAAUCAAACUCAUCUAUAAACAUCAUAGUAUCUCCCUAACUUAAGAAA
Messenger RNA from Octodon degus (degu), 2324 nucleotides. RefSeq names its product UDP-glucuronosyltransferase 2B31-like. NCBI's taxonomy places the organism in Eukaryota, Metazoa, Chordata, Mammalia, Rodentia, Octodontidae. The coding region runs from base 18 to 1613 and encodes 531 amino acids. The record is from RefSeq and is a predicted model, not a curated record. Gene Ontology annotation, molecular function: UDP-glycosyltransferase activity. The transcript is spliced from 6 exons.